AUGUUUUCACAUAAACUUACCAACUUCUCUUCUCUUCUUUGGCUUCCAUUGCUUUUGAUCCUACUGAGCAAUGCUGAAGUUAAUGGUGUUGAGCAAAAGAACUUUUACAUUGUUUUCUUAAGAGAUCAUCCUCAUAUUAGAGACAAUGCACAUGAGGCACAUUUAAAUGUUCUAUCAACUGUUAAAGAAAGCCACAUUGAAGCCAAAGAAUCCUUGGUAUAUAGCUACACAAAGAGUUUUAAUGCAUUUGCUGCUAAACUUUCUGAGGGUGAAGCCAAAAAGUUAUCUGCCAAGGAUGAAGUGCUUUCAGUGUUUCCAAAUCGGUAUCACAAACUGCACACAACAAGAUCAUGGGACUUCAUUGGUUUGCCUUUGACUGCUAAAAGAAAAUUGCAGUCAGAGAGUGACACCAUUGUAGGGCUUUUGGACACAGGGGUUACUCCAGAGUUUCAAAGCUUCAAGGACAAUGGACUUGGUCCUCCACCAGCUAAAUGGAAAGGAACUUGUGAUCACUAUGCUAAUUUCUCAGGCUGCAAUAACAAGCUUAUAGGAGCAAGAUACUUCAAGCUUGAUAAAAUGGAAGAUCCAGAAGAUAUAUUGUCUCCCAUAGAUGUUAAUGGGCAUGGAACUCACACUUCUUCAACAGCAGCAGGAAGUCUUGUCCCUAAAGCAAGUCUCUUGGGCUUGGCCGAAGGAACUGCUCGCGGCGCAGUUCCAUUGGCCAGGCUGGCCAUUUACAAGGUCUGCUGGCAGAGCAGUGGAUGUGCUGACAUGGACUUGUUAGCUGCAUUUGAAGCAGCUAUCCAUGAUGGUGUGGAUGUCAUAUCAAUUUCAAUAGGUGGAGGGGACACAAAUUAUUUGAAGGACUCCAUUGCAAUUGGAGCAUUUCAUGCCAUGAGGAAUGGCAUAAUAACUGUGGCCUCGGCCGGAAAUGAUGGCCCGGCUAUGGGGACUGUCACGAAUACUGCGCCGUGGAUUGUGACAGUUGCAGCUAGUGGCAUUGAUAGGGAGUUCAAAAGUACUAUAGAGUUGGGGAAUGGAAAGAAUGUUUCUGGGGCAGGAGUAACCACUUUUAGUCCAAAACAAAAAGAGUACCCUCUAAUCAAUGGGGUAGAUGCAGCCAAAAACUCUGAUAGCAAGGACAGUGCUAGCUUCUGUUUUGAAGACUCUUUAGACCCAAAAAAAGUGAAAGGAAAGAUUGUAUACUGCAAACAAGGAACUGGUGGAACUGAAGGUGUUAUCAAAGGGUAUGGAGGAAUUGGAACUAUACUUGAAAAUGAACAAUUCCCUGAAGUUGCCCAAAUUUUCAUGGCUCCUGCUACCAUUGUUAAUACUACCAUAGGUCAAAGUAUUACCACUUAUAUAAAGUCAACAAGAUCACCAUCAGCAGUGAUACUUAAGAGCCAUGAAGUAAAAAGACCAGCUCCAUUUACUGCUUCAUUUUCAUCAAGGGGUCCAAAUCCAGGUUCCAAAAACAUUCUCAAGCCUGAUAUAGCAGCACCUGGAGUUAACAUAUUGGCAUCUUAUACACUAAGGAGAUCAAUAACUGGUUUGAAAGGAGAUACUCAAUUCUCAGAAUUCACUCUAAUGUCAGGAACUUCCAUGUCAUGCCCUCAUGUUGCUGGAGUAGCAGCAUAUGUCAAGUCUUUUCACCCAGAUUGGACUCCUGCUGCUAUCAGAUCUGCCAUUAUUACCACAGCUAAACCUAUGAGCAAGAGAGUUGACAAGGAGGCCGAAUUCGCCUUCGGCGCUGGUCAAAUAAACCCAACCAAAGCCGUGAACCCUGGUCUAAUCUAUGACAUGGAUGACCUUGGUUACAUACAGUUCCUAUGCCAUGAGGGCUACAAUGGUUCCAAUUUAUCAGUACUAGUAGGACACACUAUAAAUUGCACCUCUUUGGUACCAGGACUUGGCCAUGAUGCUAUCAACUACCCUACAAUACAAUUCAAUGUGAAAAAAGACAAAGAAACAACCCUUGGUGUGUUUAGGAGAAGAGUGACCAAUGUUGGUCCUGUUCCAACAAUCUUCAAUGCAACCAUUACAGCUCCUAAGGGAGUUGAAAUUACAGUUAAGCCAACUAGCCUUGUUUUCUCAAAGGCUAUGCAACAAAGGAGCUUCAAGGUUGUGGUGAAAGCAAAAACAAUGGCAAGCAUGAAAGUUGUGUCUGGCUCUCUUGUUUGGAGAAGUCCACGUUACAUUGUUAGGAGCCCUAUUGUAAUCUAUAGUCCUUAAAGUUUGACAUUCUAAUUCCGUUUUAUGUGUACAUGUUAAAUCUGAAAUUGUCAAAUACAUUGUCUUGUGAAUAAUCAAAUGAAA
This is a messenger RNA of Arachis stenosperma, 2316 nucleotides long. RefSeq names its product subtilisin-like protease SBT4.14. Bases 1 to 2232 code for a protein of 743 amino acids. Gene Ontology annotation, molecular function: serine-type endopeptidase activity. The record is from RefSeq and is a predicted model, not a curated record. The transcript has 11 exons. Gene Ontology annotation, biological process: proteolysis. NCBI's taxonomy places the organism in Eukaryota, Viridiplantae, Streptophyta, Magnoliopsida, Fabales, Fabaceae.